AUGCAUCCCUCAUAUAAUAGCACCACGAAACGAAACAAUCCAUUUUCCCGCAGCUCUCCCUCUCCAUCUCCAGCGCCUCCAGAUUCCUCCGCCAGAGUGUCAGGCCGGCCCAAGUCGGUCACAUUUACCUCCCCUGUACAGACAUACGUUACGGGACACUCACGGAACUCGUCCCUGACGCCAUUGAAUCCUACCUCUACAAAUGGCGUAAAUAGGCAACGAUCUAAUUCAGCACGACACCCCUCCGAAACCUCCAACACGUUUGCUCCGCAGUUUAUAAAAUCGGAAGAGUUACGGAGAGGUGCGGAUCAGAUAAGAGGUGAAGAGGGUGAUAAUGACUUUUCUGGAAAGCGAUACGUGUGGUUGAAGGACCCCGAGAAAGCGUUUAUCCGUGGAGCUGUAGUUCGAGAGACUGAGGAUGGCCUCUUGGUUGUACAGUGCGAUGAUGGCCGCCAGGUGGAAAUCAACCCCGAGAAUGUCGACAAGGUCAACCCGCCGAAGUUCGACAAGGCAGACGAUAUGGCCGAGCUCACUCAUUUAAACGAAGGCUCAGUAGUGCAUAACUUGCACACUCGAUACAAAUCGGACUUGAUAUACACCUAUUCUGGGUUAUUCUUGGUGACCGUAAAUCCUUACUGCCCGCUGCCUAUAUAUUCAAAUGAGUAUGUCAAAUUGUACAAAGGCCGAACCCGAGAGGAAACACGGCCGCACAUAUUUGCAAUGGCAGAUGAGGCUUUCCGCAAUCUUGUGGACGAAGGAGAGAACCAGAGUAUUCUUGUGACUGGUGAAUCUGGUGCUGGAAAGACGGAAAACACCAAGAAGGUUAUUCAGUAUUUAGCGGCCGUUGCUCCUGGUGAUGCUAGCCACGGAAACCUAUCUUCCAAGCAACUAGGGGACCUUUCACAGCAAAUAUUAAGGGCGAAUCCGAUCCUUGAGGCGUUCGGGAAUGCGCAAACUGUACGAAACAACAACUCCUCGCGAUUCGGAAAGUUUAUUCGUAUUGAAUUCUCUCGGACAGGUCAAAUCUGUGGAGCUUUCAUUGAUUGGUAUCUCCUUGAGAAAUCUAGAGUUGUCAAGCUUAAUGCUCAAGAAAGGAGUUACCACAUCUUUUACCAGUUGCUUCACGGAGCUGGCAAGGCACUACGAGACCGCCUACGGCUCUCAAACCUGGAUAUCCAAGAUUUCGCAUACACAAGAGACGGGAAUGACACUAUAGCUGGUGUAUCCGACGGAGACGAGUGGGACUCCCUUAUUGAAGCUUUUGAUACCAUGAAGUUUGGGGAGGACGAUCAGCUAGCGAUACUGCGAACAGUAGCUGCUGUGUUACAUUUAGGGAACAUCACCGUUGGAAAGGAGAGCUUACGCGCGGAUCAAGCUAGGCUCACACAAGAUGAUACCGAAAGCGUCAAACAUGCCUGUUAUCUUUUAGGUGUACCUGUCGAACCCUUUGUUAAAGGUUUACUACACCCCCGUGUGAAAGCUGGACGAGAAUGGGUGGAAAAGGUACAGACACCCGAACAAGUCCGCUUCGCAAUUGAUUCUUUGGCAAAGGGUAUCUAUGAACGCGGAUUCGGAGACCUGGUCAACAGAAUUAACAACCAACUGGACCGUAGCAGAAUUGUCACUGAGGAGAGUCACUUCAUUGGUGUCCUUGAUAUUGCAGGAUUCGAAAUAUUUGGCACAAACAGCUUCGAACAACUCUGCAUCAAUUACACCAAUGAAAAGCUACAGCAAUUCUUCAACCACCAUAUGUUCGUUUUAGAACAGGAGGAAUACUCCCGGGAGCAAAUCGAAUGGCAGUUCAUUGAUUUCGGCAAGGAUCUCCAGCCAACAAUCGACCUCAUUGAAUUAUCCAACCCUAUUGGUAUCUUUUCUUGUCUUGACGAGGAUUCAGUGAUGCCAAAGGCGACAGACAAAACAUUUACUGAGAAACUUCAUUCGUUGUGGGAUCGCAAAUCUCCGAAGUACCACGCGUCGCGUCUAAACCAAGGCUUUAUUCUCACCCAUUAUGCAGCAGAGGUGGAAUAUAACACGGAAAAUUGGCUGGAGAAAAACAAGGACCCCCUCAAUGACAACGUAACUCGGCUGUUAUCCAAUUCUAACGAUCCGCACGUUGCCAACCUAUUUACCGAUUAUGCCGAUGAUGUAUCCAAUGGGACUAGAAGUGUUGUGAAGAAGGGUCUGUUCCGAACCGUUGCGCAGAGGCAUAAAGAACAACUUUCAAGUCUGAUGGCACAGCUUCAUUCAACCCAUCCCCAUUUCGUCCGUUGUAUUUUGCCAAAUAACAAGAAGCGGCCAAAACUUUUCAAUGGGCCACUUGUCUUGGACCAGCUACGAUGCAACGGUGUCCUGGAAGGCAUUCGAAUUGCUCGAACCGGCUUUCCCAAUCGCUUAACUUUCAACGAAUUCCGUCAGAGAUACGAAGUACUCUGUCGUGGCAUGCCCAAAGGUUAUUUGGAUGGGCAGAUGGCUGUCACUUAUAUGGUGGAAAAGCUAGGCCUAGACAAGUCUCUCUUCAGAGUGGGAUUAUCAAAGAUCUUCUUCAGGGCCGGAGUAUUGGCAGAGUUGGAAGAACAACGCGAUACCCUCAUCCGUGAGAUCAUGAAACGAUUCCAAUCUGUAGCCCGUGGAUUUGUUCAAAGACAUAUUGCCAACAAGCGAUUAUACCGUGCGGAAGCUACACGGAUCAUCCAGCGGAACUUCCACCUUUAUCUCAACCUCAAGUCAUCGCCGUGGUGGAGGCUUUUUGCGACCAUGAAACCGCUGCUUGGGGAAACUCGUACUGCAGGCGAGGUUAAAAAGCGAGACGAGAAGAUCCAGCAGCUUGAAGCAAAAGUUCAGCAAGAUCUAUCUGAUCGGCAGAGGAUAGAAGAAGAGCGGCGGAAGGUGGAAGCCGAGAUGCAGCGAGUCAGGAAAACUUUAGAAAGCGAGCGUUCUCUUGCAUUAGACAAAGAGGAAAUAUUCAAACGGCUACAGCUUCGGGAAGUUGAACUCAGCGAGAAGCUAGCUGGAGCAAUUGCUGAUCAAGAGAGCCUGGAAGAUCAAUUAGACGAACUGAUCGCCGCUAAGAAGAAGGUAGAGCAUGAGCUGGACCUUCGCAGGGGCCAGCUCGAGCAAGCAGCACAAAUAAUGGAGAGGCUUGAGGGUGAAAAGAAGGAGCUGCAGGACCGUAUUUCAGACAUGGAGAAGCAGUUAAAAUCAGUUGAAGCUGCUCACGAGAAAUACGAUGAUAAAAUCGAGAAUCUGAACCAGGAGGUCAGAACGCUCAACAGCCAUUUAAGCUUAAAGGACAGGAAGCUUCAGGACCUGGAAGCGAAGCUUUUGACAUCUGACCAACAGCUUGACCUUGAGUUAGCGAACACUACGAAAGAGCUUCACUCAUCUAAAAAGCAGAUCAAAGAACUUUUGGAUCAAAAUCGCGAAAUCCAGAAGCAGAUAACAGAUCUGUCCUCAACGUCAACUGGCUAUGAAGAACUAGUACGACGCAAAGAAGGCGAAGUUGCAGUUCUUAAAGCUGACUUGAAGAAGCAUGAGUUCGAGAAGCGAAGCCUCGAAACAGAAAAGAGAGGCCUAUCUGAUCGACACGAUGAUAUGCAGCGAAGAAUUCGUGACCUACAGGCCGAGAUAGACACCACGAAGCUUGAAAAGGUUAACUUCGAGCGUGAAGCUGCAGAUGCCAGAAAGCUCCUUGAAGAAAAGCUAUCUGAAGACGCAGAGUCAGCCCAAGGCCGGAAAAUGCUAGACAAACAAGUUCAAGAUCUCAAGGCUCAACUUUAUCAAACACAGGCGGAGCUCAGUCGAGUUCAACAAUCAAGAGACGAUGUGCAAAUGCUUUCAGAACACAAGUUUGCACAGCUGAAAGAAGAAUUUGAGGCUCUAAAUGAUUCCAAGAUCACUAUCGAGAAGGAAAUGUAUAUCCAACAGGAUACUCUGCGGAGGGCAAAGGAAGCACGAGCCGCUGCAGAAGAGUCCCGAAAGCAACUUCAAGCAGAAGUUAUCAAACUCAGGGAACGAAUAACAAAGAUCGAGGAAGCUCGCCUGAAUGCCGAAACCUCCCUUGCAAAUAAAAUGACUGCUCAAUCAACUGAAAGGCUAGCCAAACUUCAGACUGAGCUUAACGAGAAAUCCAAGGCCCUCGCCAACGCCGAAGCUGGACACGCCCGUUUAAGCUCUCAAGUUCAAAACCUGAGCAAUUUGAUUGCGGAGUCUGAAAAUUUCCGUACCCAUCAUGACCAGCAUAAGGAGCGGUUGGAGAGGGAAUUGGUGACUGUCAAGGGCCGUCUUGCGGCUUCUGAAAACGAUAAUCGAGCACUUUUGAAUAAGGUCCAGCAAAAGAAUCUAGACAUCGCACGCUCUAACUCAAGGGUUGGUGAUACUCAACGGGCCAGGUUGGCGCAACUCCAAACAGAAAAAUCACGGCUUGACGAGGCAAACAAGCUACUGACACGCCAACUCGGAGACGCCCAGCUAUCAAUAAAUUCACUUGAGAAACAAAAGGAAAAGCUCGCCUUGAGUGCUGAGGAUUUGAAUCACGAGAUGGCACGCGAGCAUAAAGCUAGUCGAAAUGCAGAGAAGUCUGCUGCCGCAGCUCAGUUACAGUUAGCUGAAGCAAACAGGAAUCUUGAGACGGAACGACAACUAAAAGCUCAAGCGCAAGCUAACACAAGAAAGCUUCAGGCCUCAAUGGACCAAACAAACGCAGAGCUCGAAGACUGCCAUCGACAGCUAAUCCUGCUGCAUAAAGUAUUUGACUCUGACCCAUCACCUGCCCCAAAAUCAUGGGAAACAGUCAAGCCUGAUUUGUCUAAAAAGGUUGACAUGGCUGCUCUGUUGGAGGCCGCUCACAAUGAGCUUCGAAUCAGCGAGGAAAAGCGUUCUCGAGCAGAAAAUCAACUCAACGAAAUGCGUCGCCGGCAUGCAGACGAGAUGAAUGAGCUUGAUGCUCGUUACUCUACGUCAAAGCGUGCUCUACUCGAGGAGAUUGAUCAAAAUCAAGUGGCCAACACUAGAUCCCCUUCACAUUUCCGAAAGAAUUCAGAGCCCAACAAGCGUUAUUCUAAUCCUUCAACACCCAAUCGUCGAUACAACAAUCUUAUCGAUGGUGCUGGUGAUUCAGGCCGAUCAGAUCGAACUGUCGAUACUGUAGCAUAUCAGAAGCGAAUGGAUCAUGCUGCAGAAAUAGAGAGCCUCCAAAAUCAGUUGCAGCUCUCUGAGAUGCAUAACCGCCACCUUCAGAGUCAGGUUGGUAGGUCCACUCCGGUUCGAGAUAUGUGGCAGGAUGAAAGUCCAUCUAUCCGGCGGAUGCAGAUACUUGAACGUGAAAAUGGCCGCCUCCAUGAAAAGCUCGAUGAUUCCGCUAAGAAAGUUUCCGCGCUGGAAAAGAAUAUUCAAUCCGGCGAGUUAAGCCUUCGUGAUGUCCAGGCAAAAUCACAUGAAGAGCUCUACGACCUUCUCAGCUCUCAGGAGCAAUCGCGAAGGUCCCUCCUUCAGGUUCACAAGGCGGCCUUGUCAGAUCUCACCGAGGCUAAAGGCGAGUUCGAGAAACUCAGGCACGCAAGGGCUGCUAUGGAGGUAGAGUUACGAGACACAAGAUCUGAGCUUCAAGAGCUGCAGGUUGCACGGGAACAGGACGCGGCCAGCCGCAGCCAAUUACUCCAGGAGUUCUCUGAUCUUCAAAUACGCCUGGAUGCCGAAACCUCCAAGGCUGUUGACGUCGCCUCUAGCUUGAGUCUCUACAAGAGCCGUGCAAACGAAUAUUUCAGCAAAUUGGAGCAAGCGGAGAUAGCAGUUUUGAAAGCUACCCGCGCCGAACAAUUUGCCAAAUCGCAAGCCAAAGAGGCUGAAGACACUUGCGCUAAUAUCAUGUCUGAACGGAAACAAACAGAUAACCUCAUUGAAGACUUGCAGCGACAAACACAAUCCCAAGAAGAAAGGAUCGAAGAUCUUUCUGCCGACCUUGAUGCGGCGCUACAGGCAAAGAGGCGCCUUCAAAACGAGCUCGAGGAUUACCGUAGCCAGCGAGCCAUGGAUAUCGAGGACAAGGAGGCUUCGAUGGAGCAAACCAGGAAGAAAUACCAAAUGGAAUUCUCAACACUUACAAACGAGCUUGAAAUAGAGCGUGAAAAUGUACUCCAUAUUCGAGGAGAAAACACUCGCCUCAAGGAGGAGCUUGAAGAGCUACGAUCCAAGUGGGAUGAUGAGGUCCUAAAUAGCUCGACCUGGUCCAAGGAGAAAUCCAGGAUAGAGAUGACUCUGCAAGACAUUUCAGCAUCCCGAGACGACGCUGUCAAGGCCCAUAACGAAGCUCAAGGCAAGGUUGUUACUUUGUUAACUCAAGUCCGCACCCUUCGUACUUCCGUGGAUGACAUCUCAGCCGAACGUGAUAUGCUUCUCAAGGAAAAGCGAGGUCUCGAGUCCAGGCUUGCUGAAGCGGGAGACCGCCUAGAGGAUCUUGCUAAGGGCGAAAGUCCAAUGCGGAAUGCCGCUGGGAUGGACCGUGAGAUUCUCGACCUAAAAGCCCAGCUUGCCCAGCAAGAGGAUCUCGCAUCCGCUGCGGUUGGCAAGAUGAGGAGAGCAGAAGCUCUAGCGACCGAGGUUCAAAAGGAAAUUGUAGCUCAACGAGAGUCGACUGCCCAACUGUUCAAGGACAAGGUUGCAUUGGAGAAACAGUUCAAAGAGGCCCAGUUGCGAUGUGUUGACCUUGAAACUAAGGGAUAUUCGUCUUCUAGCCAAGAUGUCAGGUUCCUAAAUAAACGAAUCCAGGAGCUUGAAACUCAGCUAGACGACCAAGAGUCAAAGCGGAAUGCUGAGCAGAGGUCUGUUCGUAAUGUCGAUAGAACUGUUAAAGACCUCCAAACGCAGAUCGAGAGACGAGACAAGAUGAACAAUCAACUCACUGAGGACAUCGGAAAGUCUCGCGACAGGAUCGAACGUCUUCUCCAAACCAUUGAAGAACUUCAAACCAGCGAUUCCGAAAAUCAACUUCAGGCUCGUCGUGCUGAUCGUGAACUGCGUGAGGAGCGCGAAAAGUCUCUCCGACUGGAGCGAGAGCUAGAAGGCUGGAAGGCUCUACGAAUGGAGCGAGGUAGUGUAGCCGGGAAAGGGCCAGCAUACGGAGGAGUGAGCGAGAUGGGCGACAGGUUCAGCCGUCGAGGAAGCGGAGUAUAUAUCGGAUCUGGGAUUGAGGUUCCUCAGCGGAAGAUGAGCACAAGCAAGGGGUUCUUGUAA
This is a messenger RNA of Arthroderma uncinatum, 7227 nucleotides long. RefSeq lists its product as uncharacterized. Gene Ontology annotation, molecular function: actin filament binding; cytoskeletal motor activity; ATP binding. Bases 1 to 7227 code for a protein of 2408 amino acids. The transcript is spliced from 5 exons. Gene Ontology annotation, cellular component: myosin complex. The record is from RefSeq and is a predicted model, not a curated record. Lineage: Eukaryota; Fungi; Ascomycota; Eurotiomycetes; Onygenales; Arthrodermataceae.